AUGGAUGCCAUGGUGAUGAACACGACGAUGAUGAUGGCACAUCUUGAUAAUUCAGAUGAACCACAAGGACGCGGUUCACGUCGUGGCCGCUCUCCUAAUCACCCCAGAAAUAGGGUAUCUGGGGGAAUUAGUCUCAUGGCAGAUUACUUCAUCGAGCGUCCGAUCUUUAGGGCAGAAGAAUUUCGUCGGAGGUACCGAAUGCACACCCAUUUGUUCAACCGCAUCAUGACGAAGCUCUGCAACCACGACCCUUAUUGGCAUCAAAGAGCAGAUGCCACUGGACUACUAGGGUUGCUGCCCCAACAAAAGAUGACAGGUGCCCUCCGAAUGUUGGCGUACGGCGCAGCUGCUGAUCAGUGUGCUGAGAUAUGCAUGAUGGGGGAAUCAACUACACUAGAGUGCAUGAAGAAGUUUUGCCAACAGGUGAUACAUCAUUUUGGUGGCGAGUAUCUCCGUGCUCCAACAGAGACUGACCUUAAAAGGCUUCUUGCUAGAGCUGAUCAGCGAGGAUUUCCAGGAAUGAUUGGAAGCAUUGACUGCAUGCAUUGGGAGUGGAAGAACUGUCCAACCGGAUGGCAUGGGGCUUACAGCGGCCGGAAAGGUCGUCCCACCAUAAUACUAGAGGCGGUGGCCUCGCAUGACACAUGGGUAUGGCAUGCUUUCUUCGGUGUACCAGGAGCUCAAAAUGAUAUUAAUGUCCUUGAUCAAUCACCUGUGUUUGAAGGGCUCAUUGCCGGAAACACACCGACUGUGAUGUUUUACGCCAAUGGUAGACGAUAUAGCAAUGCUUAUUAUCUCGCCGACGGAAUAUAUCCAAGGUACUCCACAUUUGUAAAAACAAUUCCAAACCCUGAAUCACAAGCACAAAAACUAUUUACAAAGAAACAAGAAGCAUACCGCAAAGAUGUAGAGAGGUGUUUUGGCAUCCUGCAAUCUCAGGAUGAAUUUGUAGAAGAAGAAUAUGUCAAGCCGGAAGAAGAAGAUCUACUAAACCCAUUGGCUGCAAGAGUUUAUGAUGGGCCAGUGGAUCCUCAGGGGGUUCGAAUUCCUUUUUUACCAGUGGAAAGAGAUGGACGGAACCAACAUGCAUUUUGGGAUCGUAUUGACCACCUCGAGUCAGCUUAUAUCCACAACCUUCUUCAGAAUGAUUUAGUGGAGCACAAUUGGACUUUGGAAGCCAACCAACAAUAA
Molecule: messenger RNA, 1191 nt
Organism: Argentina anserina (silverweed cinquefoil)
Lineage: Eukaryota; Viridiplantae; Streptophyta; Magnoliopsida; Rosales; Rosaceae
Exons: 2
Coding region: 1-1191 (396 amino acids)
Source: RefSeq, a predicted model, not a curated record